This is a messenger RNA of Thrips palmi, 1752 nucleotides long. RefSeq names its product homeobox protein EMX2-like. The transcript has 3 exons. Bases 103 to 1029 code for a protein of 308 amino acids. NCBI's taxonomy places the organism in Eukaryota, Metazoa, Arthropoda, Insecta, Thysanoptera, Thripidae. Gene Ontology annotation, biological process: regulation of DNA-templated transcription; brain development; neuron differentiation. Gene Ontology annotation, molecular function: DNA-binding transcription factor activity, RNA polymerase II-specific; DNA binding. The record is from RefSeq and is a predicted model, not a curated record.
CACGGCACGGCGGUCGGGCCGCGCUCGGUGUGUUGACGACCAGCGGGCCUCCACGUGCGUAGCGCGAGUGCUCAGUGACAGUGCCAUGAAGAGGAGGAAGUCAUGAGAGAGGGCGCCCUAGCCAUGACGACGCCGUCCACGCCGACGGCGCCCAGGAGGACCAUCGGUUUCUCCAUCGACUCGAUCGUGGGGCGCCGGAGUCCGUCGCCGAGCCCGGAGCCCGGGCCGCUGAUGCUGGCGGCGCGCGGCGGCCCGCGGACGCCCAGCCCCGACAGCCCCAUCAGCCCCGGGGGCCGGAGUCCCAUCAGCCCCGGACGCAGCCCCAUCCGCAGUCCGUCCUCCGCGUCCGAGACCGAUGACGGCGACCUCCACCGGCCGCAGGGCCUCCAGGGCCACGUCGUGUACCGGCCCGCCGCGCUGCCGCCGCCGCUCGGCCCCGGCACCGCCUGCUUCCCCGGCAUCCACCCCCCGCCCCACCCCCACCACCCCGCCGCGCCCCCGCACCACCCCGGGCACCCGGGGCACCCGCCACUGCUGCCCCCGCCCAUGCCGGGCUACCCCCUGUACCCCUGGCUCAUGGCGGCACGCCACGCCAGGCCCUUCCAGCCCAGGUUCCUCGGAGGCCCCGACUUCGCCGGCUUCCUGCUGCACCCGUUCCGCAAGCCCAAGCGGAUACGGACGGCCUUCAGCCCCAACCAGCUGCUCAAGCUGGAGAAGGCCUUCGAGAACAACCACUACGUCGUCGGCGCGGAGCGGAAGCAGCUCGCGCAGAGCCUCGGCCUCUCCGAAACACAGGUGAAGGUGUGGUUCCAGAACCGGCGGACCAAGCACAAGCGCACGGAGCAGGAGGAGGAGGCCAAGCGCACCUCGACGGGGUCCUCGCCGCAGAAGCGGCCCUCGGGCUCCACGGAGUCCGGGCCCAGGUCCACCAGCACCUCGGACCGCGACGGCCACCCCUCGCCCUCCCCGCCGAUGUCCCCCGAGUCCAUGGACGAGCACAUCGACCCGGACGACGACGGCCCGGACUGAGUUCGAGUCUCGGGUUCGAGUACCGGCCGGGCCGCCGCUUUUUGUGCCCAAGGGAUUCUGUGAUUCGCCCAGCUGGGUUAACAUUGUUACCAAACGUGUCAAGAUCCUUCCGGAGGGGAGGCAGCACUGACGUUGUGUGGUCAGGCGUUGAGGACUCGUCGCCGAGUUCAACAGUUCCUCAACUUGCGUUGACUUUUUUUUUUAAAGUGUGAAAGAAAGAUGGACUCCAUGUGCUAUUGCGUGUAUAAUUUAUCUGCCUUUAUUUUUAUUAUUUCUUUUCCGAUGAAACAGAGUUCCUCUGAGGGGGGACGCGAAUCCCUCUCAAAUAUCAAGACUGCGUUAUGCUACUUAUUUAUUGUUGCUGUGUCUGUGACCGACUGUAGAGAGCAUCUACUGAAAUUUACUGUCUUGCAGCACUUUUGAUGCACUUUUUUGCUCUGAAAAACCUGGAAUAAUCCUUCAGUGAUGACUUAACGAUCUCUUCGCAAUGUUGACUAUAAUAGAAAGGUCUUUCAAACAGAGUGUUGGUCCUGUUCCAUCUUGCUGCAAUCUUUGAUUUCCACGCCAAUUGUUCACACGUCUUUAGUCAUUUUUUUCGUACGAGUGUAAUAAUUGUAAGUAGAGUUACUGUACAAAUUUGUAAAAAGAAUAGGUUUUAUCUGCAUAAAGUUUAUCGAUACGGUAUAUAUAAGAUGGUUCAAAUACAUUGUGCUACUUACCAAA